Molecule: messenger RNA, 873 nt
Organism: Rangifer tarandus platyrhynchus (Svalbard reindeer)
Lineage: Eukaryota; Metazoa; Chordata; Mammalia; Artiodactyla; Cervidae
Source: the annotation of a GenBank genome assembly
AUGAGGCAACAGGGGUCCUCGGUCCCUCCUGCUCUCUGGGUCCUAGGGUGCCUCAUGCUGCUGCUCUGGCUGUGGGUGUUGUGCACAGCCUGCAACAGGAAGCAGGCACGGAGACAGCUGUCCAGGUUGCAGGGCAGUGCGAUGCCAGCAGAAGUGUCACUGCUAAGACGACCCUACCACUGCUCCCUCAGCAAGUCUGACACCAGGCUGCAUGAACUGCACCGCAGCCAGCCCUGUAGCAGAGCCCCACGGCCUGCCAGCAUGGAUCUCCUACGUCCACAGUACCUGGAGGCAUCCAGAGGCAUGACCAGGCCCCCAGCACCCUUCUCACACCAGGAGCUGCCCCUGGCUGCGCCCUCCACUGGCCUGGAGGCCACCUAUUCCAAUGUGGGGCUGGCAGCAAUCCCCAGGGCCAGGCUGGCAGUUAGCUCUGGGGUGUGGGCAGGGGCACGGCUGACCAGCAGCUAUGCCAGGCCUGGGCCUGAGGCCAGACCUGUGGUAGCUGAGUAUGCUUGUGUCCAGAAGCUCAGGGGAACAGAUCGGGGCCCCCAAGGCCUGGGGCAGGGGAAGGUCGAGGCAACCCCACCCACUCAGGUGGACAUCCUGUAUUCCAGGGUCAACAAACCUAAAAGAAGGGACCCGGGACCUGCCACAGACCAGCCAGACCCCAAAGGUGGGGGAGCAAUUUUGGCUCUGGGGAGUGACCCGGCCUAUGAGGUCCUCCCUCUUGGGGGCCUGGGUAUGGACAAGAGCCUCCUGGAAAAUGUGUAUGAGAGCAUCCAGGAGAUGGGAGCAACUCUGGAGCCCCCCAGCUCCAGCUCCUAUCAGGAAAGGACGUGUUCAGGACACAGAGACACUUCGCUUCCUGUCUAA